Messenger RNA from Saimiri boliviensis boliviensis (Bolivian squirrel monkey), 493 nucleotides. RefSeq names its product keratinocyte differentiation associated protein (gene KRTDAP). Gene Ontology annotation, cellular component: extracellular region. Lineage: Eukaryota; Metazoa; Chordata; Mammalia; Primates; Cebidae. Gene Ontology annotation, biological process: epidermis development. The record is from RefSeq and is a predicted model, not a curated record.
GGGACCCCAUUUCUGUGCUCAUCUGCCUCCUUAGGAAUAUAAAGAGCAAGCAGUGAGGCUCCGCCUCAGAGCACCCCAAACUUGACACCAUGAAGAUCCCAGUCCUUCCUGCCGCUGUGCUCCUCUCCCUCCUGGUGCUCCACUCUGCCCAGGGAGCCACCCUGGGUAGUCCUGAGGAAGAAGGCACCAUUGAUAACUAUGCGUCACGACCUGAGGCCUUUAACACUCCAUUCCUGAACAUCGACAAGUUGCGAUCUGCUUUCAAGACUGAUGAUUUCUUUAACUGGCAUGCCCUCUUUGAGUCUAUCAAAAGGAAACUUCCUUUUCUCAACUGGGAAGCCUUUCCUAAGCUGAAAGGACUGAGGAGCGUAACUCCUGAUGCCCAGUGACCAUGACCUCCACUGAAAGAGGGGGCUAGCGUGAGCUCUGAUUCUCAGCCUACCACAACUCUUUCCUGGCUCAAGAAGUCCAAUAAAACAUUUUCCAUCCACCA